Molecule: messenger RNA, 2935 nt
Organism: Chara braunii
Lineage: Eukaryota; Viridiplantae; Streptophyta; Charophyceae; Charales; Characeae
Source: the annotation of a GenBank genome assembly
CCAUGGUGACAGACGCACAACCCAGUGACGGUUCCACUCCUCACCACUUAGACGUUCCCCCUAACCGACUUACCUAAGAUUGACUCAAUCUAUGGACCACAGGAUCCGUAUAAAACCCUGUCAACUAUGGUCUCUAGCCUGGACUCUAAUACUACAGCCGUCACUACAGGAUCUGUUGCUGACCACGACGCAUUUAAGGAGAUCCCUCAGCAGGUGGAGGCCGAGCAAAGGUGGGCGGAGGUAGUGGACGGGAGGUGGGCUGCCAGCCGAGGGGAAGUGGGCAGAGGAGAAGUGGCCGAGGCGGACAGGAGAUGGCGGGAGGAGGCGGAGAGGAGAGCGGGUGGAGGCCGACCAGAGGUGGGCGGAGGUAGCAAGCAGAGGUGGGCAGGAGGUGGCGGAAGCGGAGAGGAUAUGGCGAGAGAAGAUGGCAAGAGGAGGCGGACGGGAGGUGUCAGAGGUGGAGAAGAGAUGGCGGGAGAAGGCGGACAGGAGGUGGUAGAGGCGGAGGAGAAGUGGCGGAGGCGGAGGAGAAGUGGCAGAGGCCGGGAAGAAAGAGAGAGGGAAUGGCGUAAGGAGGCGAACGUGAGGUGGCGCAGUCGGAGGAGAAGCGGCGGAGGCUGGGAGGAAAGAGAGGAGAUGGCGGGAGGAGGUGGACGGGAGGUUGUUAUGUUGAGCCGCAAGCAUGAAGCCAGCCUUGUCAAGCGCCAUUUUGAAGUCCUUGGCCCCACUGGUAAGGAUCCUUCGAAGGGGGCAAAGCGGUGGCUCUGCCAUUACUGCGAUCUAAAAUUUUCGGGCAAUCUCAAUCGCCUGAAGGAACAUUUCACGAAAGGGAUUUGCGCAGUUGAGAAAUCAACGAAAACAUUGACCGCAGAGGAAACAUUGCGAACGAAGGAAGGACUGCGGCAGGCAAGGAUAGAAGUGGGAAUGCCGAGGGAUGGUGCCAAUGCCCUACCUGCUGUCACCAGUUUGGUGGCUGCUUCUAUGGGCGGGGGUUUGGUCGAAGGGGUGGGUGGCGCUUGUGGCAAAGCGGCGGCGACGCUUGUGACGAAGGGGUGGGCGACAGCGGGCCAGGUAUCACGAUCAAAAGUUUUUGAAGAGGAGAUUGGCCCAAGAAGCGUGGUUGGGGUGAUCAUGGAUAAUGCCUGGGUUUGUGUGAAGGCCGGGAAGUUGGUGGAGAAAAAAUACUCGUGGAUAUUCCGGGUGGGUUGCACGGCACAUGCCCUUGACCUCGCAUUGGAGGACAUGGACAAGCGCAUUCCGUGGUUUGCGGGGACUGUGAAGAGGGGGAAUGUGUUGGGGAAGUUCGUGAUGAACCACGACAAGGUUCAAGCACUCUUCCUGACCAAAUCGGGUGGUGUGCAGAUUAAGAGGCCGGGCGUCACUCCAUUCGCGACCAACAUCAUCAUGUUGCAGUCGUUGUGGGACAGGAGAAACAACCUGAAAUUGACUGUGGCUGCCAGCGGGUGGGUCUCCUCCAUAGUGCCGCCCCACUUGCGUUCUCAAUUCGAGGAGGUGACAGUGACUAUCUUGGAUGGCGACUUUUGGGAGCGGGUGGACAAGGCCUUGAGGGCCACGGACCCCAUCGUAACGCUACUGAAGCUCGUCGAUGGUCCGGGCGCAACAAUCGCCAAGGUUUAUCAUCGAAUGGAUGGUGUGGUGGAGUCGAUUCGCAAGUUGGACAUCUUGACAGACUUCAAGAAGGCAGAGGUCGAGUCGAUCCUCAUGGAUCGAUGGGCGUUCACGACUUCAGAGUUGCACUGUGCAGCAGCCUUCUUGGACCCGGAGUACACAUCGCAGGGCUCCUUCAAAGACACCGAGAUUCGAGCCGGGUUCAACACAUGGUUGUACACCUGGUGCACGGACGAGAUGUUCGAUGACGUGAGCUGGCAGGAUGACAAGAGGACGAAGAUUAUGCCCGCCCGCCUAUCAAAGCUCGUCUACAACAAUUGGAACCUCCACCUGCAGUGGAGGCAAGAGCACGGUCGUGGUGUGGAUGAUGUCCACAUUCCGUGGGUGGAGGAAAUGUCUGAUGCCGAGUUGAAGGAGGAGGCAGAGCAAUUUUACAAUGAUUGGGUGAAACGGGCGACGAACAGCACACCGAGUGGCGGGAAUGACGCAUCGGAGGAGGAAGACGAGUCGAAGGACGACGGCGACGGUGAGGAAGUGCCUAUGGCAAGGAGGUGGUUCCGCAAUAACGAGGUGGACAAUGCAAUGGACCAGGAGGAGGGCCUUGCGCACAUAGAUAACGCCCAGCACCUGAACAAGGAGGACCGGGAGUUUGAGCUGCGGGCUCGAGAGACGGGGGAUUGGGUGGAGGGUCGAAAGGAAGGCGGAAGCAGCAUGCAACGUAAAGUGCGGUGCGGUGAUGAGUGUCGUCGUGACGGUAAACGUGCUGCGGAGGAGGUCAUUGCACCUCCGGAGAAACGGAGGAGAGGGCGGCCGACCAACAAAGAGGUCGCAGCAAGAAAAGAAGCAAUGCGAGCUGAGAAGAAAAAGGCAGCGUUGGAAGCAUCGAGAAAAAAGAAAACCACUGGAAAGAAAAAAACAGCAGCAAAAACAAGAAAGAGGGACGACAUCAUCGACGAUGACGGCACGGAAGCAUGUUCAUCGUCUUCAAAUUCAUCAGAGGAAGGGGAUGAUGAAGAUCAUGAUGCCAUCAACAGAGAACCGCGGAGUGUAGAGGAGGGAACUGAGCACGAGGAGGAGGAGGAGGAAGACGAGGAGGAGGAGGAAGGCGAGGAGGAAGAGGAAGGGGAGGGGGAAGAAGGGGAGGAGAAAGAGGAAGGGGUCGUAGAGGAAGAGGGUGAGACUUUUGCACGGGGAGAUGCAGAGGAUUAGGAAAUUUAGGCGGAGUUGCCACUGACUGCAAAGUUCGCAAUUUCGCAGUUUAUCUUUCGAUGUUCGGUUGUACUUAGAACAAAGUAAGAACUAUGAA